GUUUGGAAUGAGGCAGCAACUGUUUCACAUGAUGAGAAAAGCAUCUGUAUGCUAUUUCCACUAGUGUUUAGUGUUUUCUCCAAUAUGGAAAAUUGAAAAAUGGGCGCACUGUAUAAGCGAUUUUCUUAGUGUGUUCGGUCGCAUAGAUUUGUGUGGACUCCUUUGCGCUACAUAUCUCCAAUUUCUGAGAUACUCCCUUCCAUUGGUUCCUCUUUCACUGUGAUUAAUGGGGCAAAAACAAUCAAGUCAAGAAGGAAAUAAGAAAGAUGAUAAGACCAAACGAAGAGAAUUUGACCCCCCAGUGCCCACCAGAAUGGGUAAACACAAGCGGUCCAAAGGACCUGAUAGUGCCAACAAGUUGCCUCAGGUUACCCCGCAUACGCGGUGUAAACUUCGACUGUUGAAAAUGGAACGAAUAAAAGACUUUUUACUCAUGGAAGAAGAAUUUAUCAAGAACCAAGAAAGGUUGAAAACAGACGAAGAGCGUCAUGAGGAAGAAAGGUCAAAAGUAGAUGAUUUACGCGGCACACCUAUGUCUGUGGGAACUUUGGAAGAGAUAAUUGAUGACAAUCAUGUUGUUGUAUCAACAUCUGUUGGUAGUGAACACUAUGUUAGCAUACUUUCUUUCGUUGAUAAGGGUAUGCUAGAGCCUGGAUGUUCUGUAUUAUUAAAUCACAAGGUUCAUGCUGUUGUUGGCGUUCUGACAGAUGAAACUGACCCUAUGGUGACAGUCAUGAAGCUAGAAAAAGCCCCACAAGAGACAUAUGCAGAUAUUGGUGGGCUUGAUGUUCAGAUUCAAGAAAUCAAAGAGUCAGUUGAACUACCUUUAACACAUCCAGAACUUUAUGAAGAAAUGGGCAUUAAACCCCCAAAGGGUGUAAUUUUAUAUGGCGCACCUGGAACAGGCAAAACGUUAUUGGCUAAAGCAGUUGCUAAUCAAACUUCAGCUACUUUUCUACGUGUCGUCGGUUCAGAAUUAAUCCAAAAGUAUUUGGGGGAUGGACCGAAACUGGUUCGUGAAUUGUUUCGGCUGGCGGAGGAAAAUGCACCUAGUAUUGUAUUUAUUGAUGAAAUUGAUGCUGUCGGAACGAAAAGAUAUGAAUCCAAUUCAGGCGGUGAACGUGAAAUACAAAGAACUAUGUUAGAAUUACUCAACCAGUUAGAUGGCUUCGAUUCUCGAGGGGAUGUAAAAGUUAUUAUGGCUACUAACAGAAUCGAAACAUUGGAUCCUGCACUAAUCAGACCUGGCCGAAUCGAUCGCAAAAUUGAAUUUCCUCUUCCUGAUGAAAAGACCAAGCGUCGUAUUUUCAGUAUUCAUACAAGCCGCAUGACCUUAGCAGAGGAUGUAAAUCUAGAAGAAUAUGUUGCUUCUAAGGAUGAACUCUCAGGUGCAGAUAUAAAGGCUAUCUGUACUGAAGCUGGUUUAUUGGCUCUAAGGGAAAGGCGUAUGAAAGUUACUGACGAAGACUUCAAAAAGGCGAAAGAAAAUGUUCUUUAUAGAAAAAGUGAAGGAACACCUGAAGGCCUCUAUCUUUAACUUGAUUAACCACUACUUUCUGUAAAAAACAAAACUAUGCAAAUAAGCUCUACUAACUUGACUUUUUUGUAUUUGAAUAUUAAGUUUACACCAUGUCUUACAUCGGUGGAUGCUAUUUGUAGAGUGACCGGAUAAUUCUGUACUUAAAAUUUCUCUCAAGUGAUAGAUCUACGAGUUAGACGCACAGUAAUAUGUAACUGUUACUCAUUCUUUCGUUGGAAUUUAGAGCUUCAGUGGCAUAUCCCCAUUACACUCGGUCCUCUGCCAUCACUUUCAACGGGCUCCUAGUAUAUUAUUCUUAAAAUGAGUCCAACAGUUCUCCAGUCAUUUUGUCUUGAGAUCACUG
Trichobilharzia szidati is the source of this 1883-nucleotide messenger RNA. NCBI's taxonomy places the organism in Eukaryota, Metazoa, Platyhelminthes, Trematoda, Strigeidida, Schistosomatidae. The record is from the annotation of a GenBank genome assembly.